AUGAUUCCAUCAGCUGGCGUCGGUGGAGCAAGAGGAGUGGUGGGUAUGAUGGGUCAACCGCAAGGUACCAAUCCAUCUCACGUCGAUUUCUUAGGCGCAUCUGUUGUUGUACUGAAAUCAAUUUCAGGUGCUAGCUAUAUGGGUGGAGGACCGAACGUAGGAUCAGGCGGUGUAGGUGCGGCCUCACACCAGCCGGUCAUUCCAGAAUCACUUCUGCAUCAAUCGUUCAAAAAUCCGAAUUGGCCACCCAAUUUUAUCACCGCCGAGAAUGUGUUGGAUUAUUUCUGUGAUCCCAGCAAUGUUUUCUAUGAUGUGUCAUCGUGUAAUCAACAUUUGAAAAUGCAGAAUUUGAAUCGUCCGCUUCAUGAAUGCCUUCAAUCGAUGCAAGGAAUCCAAUUUGCCGUGGUUGGCGCAAAUCAUCCACUCUAUGUAAUUGUGAAACAACGUCGAAAUAGCCCGACAAACGUAACGCCGUUGUGUUAUUACUAUAUUGUUAAUGGAACCGUUUACCAGUGUCCUGAUCUCUACACUUUUGUGCAGUCGCGUUUGAUUGGCGUUGUUGAUCCGUUGAGGCGAGCACUCGAAAAUGCUAGACAAUUUUGCAGAUAUGAUGUUGCCAAGGGAUACUACUGGGAAUUCAAAGAUUCGAGUGGAGGAGGAGAUGAUGAAAAUGAUAAGAAGGACGAUAGUGAAGAGGAGAAGCCUCUAACCGCCCGAAGUACGUUCUUUCAACGAACUCGAACUGAGCAGUUGUUGAGGGAUCUUUUCGAGCGAUUCCCACCGCCAGACGAUGUGAAAUUUGAAUUCGACGGUGCUGACAUGGCCAGCGGUGCUGGCGCUGAGACGUCGAGUACAGCUGAUGGUUCAUCCGCUCAACGAGGUCAAGGAGGUGCUGCUGGAUCGGGCCAAGGCAAUGUUCCAGUAUCUGAAGGACAACACCAUCAAGCGAUGUCUCAUCAACAAGUGGCUGAGAUGAGCUCUAGAGGAAGGCAGGGCAUGAACACGGCCAAUCCUGCAAGUGUCCCUACGCCGGAAUCAUCACAUCAGAGGCAUGCGCUAGGGCACGAGGCUUCGGGUGGACCGAUGAGUUUUCCGGGGCAGUCGGGUUCAGGUUCGUCAUCGACAGUCAUCAAUGGUAGUGAUGUGAAGCGUUUCAAGAUGGAGUAA
Messenger RNA from Anisakis simplex (herring worm), 1167 nucleotides. NCBI's taxonomy places the organism in Eukaryota, Metazoa, Nematoda, Chromadorea, Rhabditida, Anisakidae. The record is from the annotation of a GenBank genome assembly.